Molecule: messenger RNA, 3101 nt
Organism: Protopterus annectens (West African lungfish)
Lineage: Eukaryota; Metazoa; Chordata; Ceratodontiformes; Protopteridae
Gene: FOXK2
Product: forkhead box K2
Exons: 9
Coding region: 188-2047 (619 amino acids)
Biological process (GO): regulation of transcription by RNA polymerase II
Molecular function (GO): DNA-binding transcription factor activity, RNA polymerase II-specific; RNA polymerase II cis-regulatory region sequence-specific DNA binding; protein binding
Source: RefSeq, a predicted model, not a curated record
CUCUUUUUGUCGUAAUGUUAGGUUGACCAUUCGUCUCCCCUUCCCUUUCUCUGUCUCGCGGCGGUGGGGUUGGAGCAGCCGUUGUUGGCUGUUUGUGCUCCCCUCCUUGCAUUUCCCCCCUCCAAAAAAAUAAUCAUUUCACGAGCCAAUUGGUUAACUGUUGGGGGAAAAUCAGGCAGCCCCCAAGAUGGCGGUGAUGAGUGGGGUAUGUGGGCCGGCAGUGGCCCGGUUGGAGGGCCGGGAGUUUGAGUACUUCAUGAAGAAGCGGUCGGUAACGAUCGGUAGGAACUCGUCUCAGGGCUCCGUGGAUGUCAGCAUGGGGCACUCGAGCUUCAUUUCUCGUAAGCACCUCGAAAUCUUUACAGCCGGUGAGGACGGAGGAGGCGGCGGCGAAUUCUACCUCCGGUGCCUUGGCAAGAACGGCGUGUUUGUAGAUGGAGUCUUCCAGAGGAGAGGGGCCCCACCACUCCACUUGCCAAGAUUAUGCACCUUUAGAUUUCCCAGUACAAACAUCAAGAUUACAUUUACAGCACUGUCCAAUGAAAAAAAAGUAAAACAAGAAGCCCCCGAGUCCCCAGUGAAGCCUGUGCAACCGCAGAUCUCUCCAUUGACUAUAAACAUUCCUGACAACAUGGCACACCUCAUCAGCCCUCUGCCAUCCCCCACUGGAACCAUCAGUGCUGCAAACUCCUGCCCUUCAAGUCCUCGUGGAGCAGGUACAUCAGGGUACAAAAUGAGUCGCAUUAUUUCAGCUGACUUGCACUUAAUAACUGAAAACUCUCAAUCAGAAAAUGACAAGGAAGCAUCAGGUGGAGACAGCCCAAAGGAUGAUUCAAAGCCACCUUACUCGUAUGCACAAUUGAUAGUACAAGCAAUCACUAUGGCACCAGAUAAACAACUUACACUAAAUGGAAUUUACACUCAUAUUACUAAAAACUAUCCAUACUACAGGACUGCUGACAAAGGCUGGCAGAAUUCUAUACGUCACAAUCUCUCACUGAAUCGUUAUUUCAUUAAAGUACCACGUUCACAAGAAGAACCAGGAAAGGGCUCAUUCUGGCGAAUAGACCCUGCUUCGGAGAGCAAGUUAAUAGAACAGGCUUUUAGGAAAAGAAGACCAAGAGGUGUACCUUGCUUUAGAACCCCAUUAGGACCACUGUCUUCUAGGAGUGCACCAGCAUCACCUAACCAUUCUGGUGUACUGUCCGCUCACUCUAGUGGAGUUCAGACACCAGAGUCGCUUUCAAGAGAAGGCUCUCCAAUACCUAUGGAAUCUGAAACUAAUACUGUACAAGCUAAAUUAGCAGUCAUACAAGAAGCACGUUUUGCACAGAGUGCACCAGGGUCACCAUUAUCUAAUCAACCUGUUUUAAUAACUGUUCAACGACCGUUGCAGCAGACCAUUAAACCUGUCACUUACACUGUCACAGCACCUGUGACAUCAACAUCUCAACAGCCAGUGGUGCAGACAGUUCAUGUUGUUCAUCAAAUACCAGCUGUGUCUGUCACAAACGCCACUGGAUUGGCAUCAGUAAAUACGUACACUGUGCCAGGUCAAGCAGUGGUUGCACAGGCUACUGUUGUCAGCCAGCCCAAGGUAGAAUUUCAGGAGAAUGGUGAACAUAAGGAGGUCAAAGUUAAAGUGGAGCCUGUGCCUACAAUUUCUCACCCUCCUUUAGGGACAGCGAGUCGAAUUUUUCAAACUUCCCAGGCCACAUCAUUACAGACGGUUACUAUAGUGCAACAGACGCCACUAGGUCAGCACCAACUACCAAUUAAAACUAUUACGCAAAAUGGGACCCAUGUAGUACCCAUCACCACUACUGUGCAAGGACAAGUCAACACUGUAGCUGCUGCAAGCCCACUGCAUAUGCUGGCGACUCAUGCAUCAGCAUCAGCGUCUCUUCCUACCAAACGCCAGAAUGGAGAGCAGGCAGAGCAACCAGAUCAUAAACGUAUCAAAACAGAGGAAGGAGAAAGCAUAGUCAUUUCCCUAAAUGUGGACACCCCUUCUGUGGCAGUGAGUCAGCAGGAUGGCCAGAACUAAGUUUUCAAUAAUUGCCCUUUUAUAUCUUACAAGGUGCCAAAAGAAGCAUAUGUAAACAUCCACAAACAUAGUGUGUGCUGUUACCCUGUGGGUUAAUGGGCCCUGUGUCAAAGACUGUGACCAGCAGCACUGAGAAACACAGGAAGCCUGGAAUGCAGUACAUUGAGAGAGAGCAGCCAUUAUCUCUGGCCAGGAUCCAGCGGCUGUACCUCCUGCUGAACUACCUCAGUGCACACUGGGACCUUGGAUGUGAGGAGGUCACAGCAUGAAAUGAGCUAUCAAUGACAAAACCUUGACUAAGGACUGAGCACAUUGGUGUACCGACAGCAUGAUGAGCGCUUAGUGUGAACUGGUUUCAAAGGAUUGUAUAUUCCGCAAAGGGAACAAAGGCACAGAGCCAUUUCCUACAUCUUGGCAGCUAGCCAUUCAUUACCUACCUAAUACACUUGUUGGUAGAAUGCAGUAUUUUGUUGUUCACUUGUGGAAUUAGAAACUUUGGGGUACAUUUUCAUUUCUUUGAAAGAUGUUGGGGUCUCUGACAUUUCAAAUCACUCCAUUUGUACUUCACAGACUUUUGAAUCACAGUACCUUUUCAUGGAAGUUUUAUGUUUGGUAAAAGAGGAAAAAAAAGAAUGUAGGGUUUUUUUAGCCAAUGGAGUGAUUUACUUUCAUCUGUCCUGUUGAACUUCAGAUAACGCUACCUUAUUACACCUAAAAGAGUUUCAUAUUUUAACACUUGCCUGGUUAAUUUUAUUACCAUGUGUAGUGAUCAUUUGCUUCAUUAGGCUUGCAUGUAACUGAUUGUGUAAGUGAGCCAUUACAUGACCUAAAGGAACUGAUAUGAAUUUGACCAGAGCUGCACUUAGAACUGUUUCUUUCUUGCUUUCUUCUACUGUGUUUGUUUUGUGUUAAAUGUUAACUGUCCUUUUCUUUCUAUUUUUUUCCUCCUUUUCUUUUUAUUUGGUCUCAAGUGAAGAGUCUGCUUUAUAUCGUGUCUGCUUUAGUACCGAAAAACCUGGUUUCUUCUGGGUAAAAGUAAACAUCUUGUCAUAAA